UUGACAAGAAAGGAAAUUUCACGACUACCUACCAUAUUUUGAACCGCUUGGCUCUUGCAUUCAGACAAAGCGGGUGGAUCUGGAAUAGCGACUAUUGUCUAGAAGUAUUUUCCUGACCGACACUUUUCCCCCCUUCCGGGAUACGACUGGACACCCACAUUCCACCAAUUCUCCUAUUCCCGCCAUCAUGUCAGGUACCAUGUAUGAUGACCAAGCUUAUGCACCCUCGCGUCGUCAUUCACUCGCGACUCCUCCUCAGUCCAUGAACCCGCGAAAUGGCCGGACGCGCAGCCAGAGCGUCCGAGUCAGCAACAGCACCGUCAGCACAAACACCAGUGUCUCGAGCGGAAGGAUGUCGGAAGCCACAAACAUCACGCAGCCGCCGGCAUAUUCCAAAAAGUUCGUGGUAGUGGGCGAUGGUGGAUGCGGAAAAACCUGUCUCUUGAUUAGUUAUUCGCAAGGUUAUUUCCCGGAGAAAUAUGUCCCUACCGUAUUCGAGAACUACAUCACACAAACUACUCAUCGUGCUUCUGGAAAGACAGUCGAGCUCGCUCUCUGGGACACUGCGGGCCAGGAAGAAUAUGAUCGUCUACGGCCGCUGUCGUAUCCAGAGACAGAUCUCCUCUUUGUUUGCUUUGCGAUUGACUGUCCCGCCUCGCUAGAGAAUGUGAUGGACAAGUGGUACCCUGAAGUCUUACAUUUUUGUCCGACCACCCCGCUCAUUCUGGUGGGCCUGAAGUCAGACCUUCGCAACAAGAGAACAUGCAUCGAGCUUCUUAAGACACAGGGUUUAACGCCGGUAACGCCAGAGCAAGGUGAAGCAGUGGCGCGUCGCAUGAAUGCAUCCUACGUGGAAUGCAGUAGCAAGGAGAUGCGUGGCGUCGACGGCGUCUUCAGUCUGGCGGUUGACACGGUUAUUUCUGCCGAAGAACAGGACUUUAGCGACCGCCAAACGUCAAGCGCUGGGAGCAAACCCCGAGUUGGGGGCGGCGGCAAGAAGGUCAAGAAGCGUAGCUGCAAGAUCCUGUAAGCGGUGGGCUUGUUUGUGUUCUCUACUCACUUUCCCGACUUCUGUUGGACUGUCUUUCAUCCUUGAUUACCCCGAACUUUCUAUUACCCUCUUGAAAACUCAUGCC
This is a messenger RNA of Aspergillus saccharolyticus JOP 1030-1, 1136 nucleotides long. RefSeq names its product Rho4-like protein. The record is from RefSeq and is a predicted model, not a curated record. The transcript has 3 exons. Gene Ontology annotation, molecular function: GTP binding; GTPase activity. Gene Ontology annotation, biological process: small GTPase-mediated signal transduction. Lineage: Eukaryota; Fungi; Ascomycota; Eurotiomycetes; Eurotiales; Aspergillaceae. Bases 188 to 1030 code for a protein of 280 amino acids.